AGAUUGAGAAUGAAGCUUUCCGGUCGGGCGGGAGGAGGUGACGUCAGGAGCGGUGGCGGGCGGGGUCCUCGGGUAUCCCUGGGGACGCUGUAUCUGUGGGCCCUUAAAUCGCGUCACAAAUCAGCGACCGAACUCUGGCUGAGGUGGCUGAGGCGGCGAAGGCGGCAGCGGCGGCGACAGCUCUGGGGUUUGCGUCUCGGGGUGUGUCGGCCGCCGCUGCUGCUCGGGCCUGGUAUGUACAGAUGGCUGGUUAGGAUUCUCGGCACCAUUUUCCGUUUCUGCGACCGGUCGGUGCCCCCUGCCCGGGCCCUCCUGAAGAGGCGGCGCUCAAACAGCACUCUGUUUUCUGCAGUGGACACUGAUGAAAUACCAGCCAAAAGACCAAGAUUAGAUUGCUUUAUUCACCAAGUGAAAAACAGUCUCUACAAUGCUGCCAGCUUAUUUGGAUUCCCAUUCCAGCUGACCACAAAGCCCAUGGUAACUUCUGCUUGUAAUGGAACACGGAAUGUGGCCCCUUCAGGAGAGGUAUUUUCGAACUCUUCAUCUUGUGAACUGACAGGUUCUGGAUCCUGGAACAACAUGCUGACACUGGGUAAUAAAUCUCCUAAUGGAAUAAGUGACUAUCCAAAGAUCAGAGUGACAGUAACCCGAGAUCAGCCACGCAGAGUCCUGCCUUCCUUGGGUUUUACUUUGAAUUCAGAAGGCUAUAAUAGAAGACCAGGUGGCCGUCGUCAUAGCAAAGGUAAUCCAGAGAGUUCUUUCAUGUGGAAACCUCAGGAACCCGCUGUAACAGAGAUGAUUUCUGAAGAGAGUGGCAAGGGUCUGAGGCGCCCCCAUUGUACUGUGGAGGAGGGUGUUCAAAAAGAGGAAAGAGAGAAGUACCGAAGGUUAUUGGAACGACUUAAAGAAAGUGGUCAUGGAAACUCUGUCACAUGUCCUGUGACUUCAAAUUAUCACAGUUCUCAAAGAAGUCAGAUGGACACAUUAAAGACCAAAGGCUGGGGGGAAGAGCAAAAUCAUGGAGUCAAAACAACACAAUUUGUUCCAAAACAAUAUAGACUUGUUGAAACAAGGGGACCUCUAUGUUCAUUGAGAAGUGAAAAGAGGUGUUCAAAGGGGAAAAUUUCUGAUACAGAAAAGAUGGUUGGACUCAGAUUUGAAAAUGAAAGUAGGAGGGGAUACCAGCUGGAGCCUGACCUAUCAGAAGAAGUGUCGGCCCGACUCCGCCUGGGCAGUGGAAGCAAUGGCUUACUCAGGAGGAAAGUGUCAAUAAUUGAGACAAAGGAAAAGAAUUGCUCAGGCAAAGAGAGGGACAGAAGAACGGAUGAUCUCCUUGAACUCACAGAGGACAUGGAAAAGGAAAUCAGUAACGCCUUAGGCCAUGGCCCACAGGAUGAAAUCCUAAGUAGUGCUUUCAAAUUGCGAAUUACUCGAGGAGACAUCCAGACAUUAAAGAAUUAUCACUGGCUCAAUGAUGAAGUCAUUAAUUUUUACAUGAAUCUUCUGGUGGAAAGAAAUAAAAAGCAAGGCUAUCCAGCACUUCAUGUAUUCAGUACUUUCUUCUAUCCUAAAUUAAAGUCUGGGGGUUACCAAGCAGUGAAAAGAUGGACCAAAGGGGUAAAUCUCUUUGAACAAGAAAUUAUUCUGGUGCCUAUUCAUCGGAAGGUACAUUGGAGCCUGGUGGUGAGUAGAGAAGAAUGUGUGUUUUGUUUAUGGGAAUCUUUGCAGCACCAGAUGCCUCUCUUCCGGAAGAAGAUGGUGUGGGAAAUCCUUCAUCAGCAGUUACUGUGAGGAAAACUUUGCCUGGUCCCUCUAGCUGCUGGUGGUUCUUUCACAGACAUUUCCAUAUACCUCAUGCAUUGUGGGUUAAAAAGUCCCUGCAUCACUUCUGUUCUCUCACAGGUACUGAGCUGUCAAAAGUGCAUGAAGGCCUCUCGCUGCACCCUAGUCCUGAGUUGGGGUGCAGAGGGCUGCUUGCAAUCCUGUUUGUAAGGCUGUGCCUGCUCAGAGCUUUGGACUGUUCAACCCACACAAGAACAAACGCUAAUAUUUUUUUUAAGAAAUUCUUUUCCCUAUGAAUGUGGGAAAUGCAGGAUUUAUUCUGUGAAUUGUUUUUUUCUGUGUGUUUGUUCAGCGUAUUCAUUCACUCAUUCGUUUGCAAACAUAAUGGGCAGUGGCCAUUUACUGCUGCUCUUUUAUAGUUAGCUCUAAAUUACUUGUUUGAACUAUUUAUUUCUGAAAGGAAUGUUACUCAAGCUGCCACUCCCUGCUGAAGACCAGGAGAGAAAUCUCACUGGGGGCGGAAGUGGAGCUGGAGCACUAACUGCCAACAUGAAGCUGGAGGGUUUGGGAUUUGUUUUUGUUUUUGUUUUUUUGAGGCUCAAAAAUGCUGGGAGAAGCAAAAAUGCUGUGGGAUAGGGCUCCCAUUGCCUUUCAGAGGAAGUCUGACACUACAGCGUUGGCACAGUGCCAUGGAGCCGAGGAACUGUGCCCAAGGAACUCUGACUACCCAAGCAUCUUCAGAAGAGUGUUGUGGUCAUCUUACAGUGACUUCCCUUUCUGGAAAUGAGGUGACUUGGCUUAGUCUUGAAACUGGAUUCAUGGAUUUGAAGUAACAGUAAACCCUAAAUCUUCAUUUUCAUCCCAGAUCUGGUUGAGUAUAAACCUCAGAAUUGUAGGGGCUGGCCUGAGCUGUUUAUUUCAAAAGAUACUAUUCAAUUUAAAGCUAUUUUUCCUCAGAGUUUUUGUUUUCUAUAUAUUGAGCCUAAAUUAAGUUUUCUACUCAAUAAGACUAACAUCUCCCCACUCCAUCCCCACUGAAAGUUGUAGAAGAAAAUGUACUUGGCUCCGAGGUUGCCAGUUACACAGUAAUCUAUUUUGCAUAUGAAAGUUUGUAUUUAACUUUUUCGUUCAUUAAAAACCUUACUGAUGUGGUUAUAAUUUCAGAAAGUUUAGAGUUGGUCAGAACAUAUUUUGCGAGAUCUAGUGCCUAGUGUUGCUUUUCUGAUGUAAUAAAAGGUUGUCUGGCAGAACCCAAAAA
This is a messenger RNA of Sapajus apella (tufted capuchin), 3040 nucleotides long. It is a transcript of the gene SENP2, whose product is annotated as SUMO specific peptidase 2. Gene Ontology annotation, cellular component: nucleus. Lineage: Eukaryota; Metazoa; Chordata; Mammalia; Primates; Cebidae. Gene Ontology annotation, molecular function: deSUMOylase activity. Bases 10 to 1791 code for a protein of 593 amino acids. The transcript has 14 exons. The record is from RefSeq and is a predicted model, not a curated record. Gene Ontology annotation, biological process: protein desumoylation.